AUGCCGGUCACAGUUGGAGUCCUCGCUUUACAAGGCGCAUUCAUUGAGCAUGUUCAGUUGCUGAAAAAGGCCGCCGAACAGGAAGCCCUGUCGGAUUGGGAGUUCAUCGAGGUACGAACGCCACAGGAACUCGACAGAUGCGAUGGGCUCGUGUUGCCUGGUGGCGAGAGCACCACCAUGUCGCUCGUUGCGGCGCGAUCUAAACUCUUGGAGCCGCUGAGAGACUUUGUCAAGGUCCACCGCAAGCCAACUUGGGGCACCUGCGCAGGUCUGAUCCUCCUCGCCGAGUCGGCCAACAAGACCAAGAAGGGUGGUCAGGAACUCAUUGGAGGCCUCGACGUUCGAGUCAACCGCAAUCACUUUGGCCGACAGACCGAGAGUUUCCAAGGACCGCUGGAACUACCAUUCCUGGGCGAAGACGCCCCGCCUUUCCCCGCGGUCUUCAUCCGAGCCCCCAUUGUGGAGUGUAUCCUACCGCAUCAAGAGGGCAUCCAGGUGAAAGAGGCUGAGCGUGAAGAUACCGUUAUCGCACCUUCCAGGAAGGUCAAAGAUUUGGUGGCGGAGGCUGCCACGGCUGAUCAUGUCGAGGUGCUGGCCACCUUGUCUGGAGCUGCGGCUCGGAGUGCCACGCAAGGGCGUGAUAUCAACCCCGAUUCAGAGGUGGGCGACGUCGUGGCUGUUCGUCAGGGCAAUGUCUUCGGGACCAGCUUCCACCCCGAGUUGACGGGAGACGCCAGAAUCCACGCAUGGUGGUUGCACCAGGUGCAAGCUGCGGUUAAUAGAAGGAAGAAGCUCGGCCAAUAG
Penicillium cataractarum is the source of this 804-nucleotide messenger RNA. Its product is annotated as pyridoxal 5'-phosphate synthase glutaminase subunit PdxT. Gene Ontology annotation, molecular function: glutaminase activity. Lineage: Eukaryota; Fungi; Ascomycota; Eurotiomycetes; Eurotiales; Aspergillaceae. The transcript is spliced from 2 exons. Gene Ontology annotation, biological process: pyridoxal 5'-phosphate biosynthetic process; pyridoxine metabolic process. Gene Ontology annotation, cellular component: glutaminase complex; cytosol. Bases 1 to 804 code for a protein of 267 amino acids. The record is from RefSeq and is a predicted model, not a curated record.